Molecule: messenger RNA, 7701 nt
Organism: Neopsephotus bourkii (Bourke's parrot)
Lineage: Eukaryota; Metazoa; Chordata; Aves; Psittaciformes; Psittacidae
Product: homeobox protein SIX4-like
Exons: 3
Coding region: 304-2646 (780 amino acids)
Biological process (GO): regulation of transcription by RNA polymerase II
Cellular component (GO): nucleus; transcription regulator complex
Molecular function (GO): RNA polymerase II cis-regulatory region sequence-specific DNA binding; DNA-binding transcription factor activity, RNA polymerase II-specific
Source: RefSeq, a predicted model, not a curated record
CCCGGCGCAGCGCAGCCAAUGGCCGGGCGCGGCCGGGCCAGCAGGCUGCGGUGCCAUAUAGUAUUGCAGCGGGGCUGGGAGUCACGUUGGGGGGAGCUGCAGAGAGGAGCCCGUUUAUACUACUUUGCUAUAGCAGCUAUCUUUAAUGGUUAUUGCGUGGCCAGGAGGAAACCUGAUCGGCUAGAGCCGGCCGAGAGCAGGAGGAGGAGUGGACUUUACAGAGAGAUAGGAAGGGGGGAGAAGGGGACGGGGGGAAGAAAAAUAAAGUAAAAAAAAAAAAAAAAAAGAAAAUCAAACCGAAGUAUGUCUUCUGCCUCCCCCACGGACGAGAUCACGAGCGCGGUGGAGAUCAAGCAGGAAAAUGUAAUGGAAAUCCUCUCUGAAGCCAGCAAGGUGUCCCCCGACGGGGCCGCGGCUGGAGCCCUCAACCCGGCGCCGCCGCCGCCCCCUCCCGCCGCGGCCCCAUUCCCCAUGGAGCACACGGGCUCAGCCGCCGCCGCGGAGGAGGGAACCACGGACCAGGUACUGCUCCACACGGAACUCCUGGCCAGGAAUCACCACGCUGCCUCCUCUCCCUCUUCUUCUUCUUCCUCCUCCUCUUCGCAGACCCCCCUGGCUUUCUCCCCGGACCACGUCGCCUGCGUCUGUGAAGCGCUGCAGCAAGGGGGGAACCUGGACCGCCUGGCCAGGUUCUUAUGGUCUUUGCCCCCGAGCGAUCUGCUACGUGGCAACGAGAGCCUAAUGAAAGCCCGGGCGCUGGUGGCUUUCCACCAGGGCAUCUACGCCGAGCUCUACAGCAUCCUGGAGAGCCACAACUUCGACUCCUCCAACCACCCGCUCCUUCAGGAGCUCUGGUACAAGGCUCGCUACACCGAGGCGGAGCGAGCCCGGGGCAGACCCCUGGGGGCGGUGGACAAGUACAGGCUGCGGAGGAAAUACCCUCUGCCUAGGACGAUUUGGGACGGCGAGGAGACCGUCUACUGCUUCAAGGAGAAGUCCCGCAACGCGCUGAAGGAGCUCUACAAGCAGAACCGGUACCCCUCGCCGGCCGAGAAGCGCAACCUGGCCAAGAUCACCGGGCUGUCCCUCACACAGGUCAGCAACUGGUUCAAGAACCGCAGGCAGCGGGACCGCAACCCUUCCGAGACUCAGUCCAAAAGUGAGUCAGAUGGCAACCCUAGCACAGAAGAUGAAUCCAGUAAGGGGCAGGAGGAUUUAUCUCCCCAUCCACUCUCCAGCUCAUCUGAUGGUGUUACCAGCCUCAGCCUUCCUGGCCACAUGGAGCCCGUCUACAUGCAGCAGCUCGGAAACACUAAAAUAGCCUUGAGCUCAUCUGGUGUCUUGUUGAAUGGAAACCUUGUGCCUGCCAGUACCUCUCCCGUCUUUCUCAAUGGUAGCUCUUUUCUUCAGGGACCCAAUGGUGUCAUUCUCAAUGGACUCAGCGUGGGGGCUUCGCAGACUGUUACCUUAAAUUCGCCCAAAACCACAUCAAGUGUUGUGAGCAACGGGGUAUCCAUUACUGAUAUACUGUCAUCUUCAUCAGAGGAUGUUAAGGACUUCAAACUCCUUCAAGCUUCGGUCCCCAGUGCCACAGCAGCCACCUUCAGCCCCAGCAACAUCCCAGUCUCAUUCCCGGGAUUGAUACCAAGCUCAGAGGUGAAAAGGGAAAGCGUACAAACUGCUGCUUCACAAGAUGGAGGCUCUGUAGUUACUUUUACUGCUCCUGUCCAAAUAAACCAGUAUGGCAUUGUCCAGAUCCCCAAUUCAGGAACAAAUGGCCAGCUGCUGAAUGGAAGCAUUGGUUUUUCUUCUCUGCAGCUGCCUCCUGUUUCUGUGGCAGCUUCACAAGGUAAUGUUUCAGUAAGUCCCAGCACAUCUGAUGGGGGAACUUUUACGACUGAAUCUUCAACAGUGCAGCAAGGAAAGGUUUUCUUCAGUCCCCUCACUCCAAGCGCAGUUGUUUAUACAGUUCCCAAUUCAGGCCAGGCAGUAGGCUCUGUCAAGCAAGAAGGACUGGAAAGAAGCCUUGUGUUUUCUCAGUUGAUGCCAGUCAGUCAGAGCACGCAACUAAAUGUAAACAUGUCUUCUGAAAAUAUAUCCAGCGGAGGACUCCAGUCCCUGGCCUCCUCAUUAGUGAAUGUAACACCUUCACAUAAUUUUUCCCUCACACCACCUACCCUUUUAAAUGCUGCAGAACUGAACUCUGGUAUCUCGGAGAGCCAGUCCAUGUCAUCACCUGUGACCAGUACCUCUACAGUGAUAUCUAUCAGCAACACUAACUAUGCAACCCUUCAGAACUGUUCCCUCAUUACCAGUCAAGACUUGUUGUCCAUUUCUACAGCACAGCCCACGAUUGGAGAAAUAGUUUCUACAAGUGAAGACAGUGUCAGCCAUCCCUCUGCACAAGUACAUCAAGAUUUUGUCAGAGAGCAAAGGUUAGUUCUGCAAGCUAUACCUGGCGUCAAAGAGAAUUUCUUACCUAAUGCUGAGAGUAAGUCAACUGGCAAUUUAAUGAUGCUGGAUUCAAAAUCCAAAUACGUUAUGAGUAACAUCGUUGACACAGUUUGUGAAGAACUGGAAACGGACAAAAAAGAACUUGCCAAACUGCAGACAGUUCAGAUGGAUGAAGAUAUGCAAGACUUGUAACAUUUUUUCCCCUGCUUUCUGUCUUCAAUGGAUAAGUCUCCUGUUGAGGCCCUAACGAACACCAAGUGGGGUUCUUUUUUUGUUGGUUUUUUUUUUGUUGUUGUUUGGUGGUUGGGGUUUUUUUCAUUUAAAGAAAACAGGAACAUUUAAGUGAUCUGCAUCAAUGUACAGAGGAAUCUCCAGUGAUGGAAUUAGGUUGCCGCACUUGGUUUGCAUGCAGUGUUCUCUUUUGAGCAGAUUAAAGGAGAAAGAAAAUGCCAGAGAAAGUACUGAAUGAAUGGGGACAGGUUUGACUACAAGAUACUACCCUGAUAAUUUAACUAAACUCUCCAUAGUACAACAUACUCUCAACAGUAAGUAUACACUCCUGACGUUAGACAGAAAACACAAAUCUCGCUCCAAAAAGGUAGAAAUAAUGCAGUCAUUUUUGCUGUUUACUUCUAGUUCAUGGGCAUUGAGAAAUUUCUAAGGAACUCUUAAGACGAUACCUUACUGGGUUUUAUGUUGUUUGAGGUUAAGAAGUGAAACAAAAUCAUCAAUAAUAUUGUUACUGGUGUGUUUGCUUUUUCCCAGAAGACUUGCGUUCAAACCAAAAAUCUUGCAUCAAACAUUUACAGGUUUGUAAGUGCUACAGCUAGCGUUUCAUCAGUGCACCAGAAAAAACAGCAUAUGAAACUCGGAAGCCUUCUUUCCAGUAUGAAUGUAAAUAUUGUUUCAGUUCUUAUAAAGGAGACUUUUUUUUAAAUUAGUACAAUGGAUUUUAUUUAUGGUUUAUGUUCCCUUUCAAUUUAGACACAAUGCAUUGAAAAGGUAAAUGUUUUCUGGCUGUUUAAUUUAUUUUUAUUGUUUGAGCAGGAAGUAAGCAUAGUUAUUUCUGACAAGGUUUUACUUUUUGUAGUUUUUCAAGCAAUAGACUGUAAAAGUAAAAAUGUUAAUCACACUGACACUAGAAAAUGAACUCCCCGUCUCACAAACCCAGGAGGCCCCUGUCUCUACCCCUUCUGUCUUUAUGUUCAGGGGUUUUUUGUUUGUUUUGUUAGUCAUUUGCAAAUUAGUUGAACCUUUUUGUGUAUUUUUUACAGAAUUCCAUGUGCCUUUCUUCCUAGUGGCCUUAUCUUUGUUACUAAAGCACAGUGGCAGGAGGAAUAAAAACACUGACUUGCAAAUAUCCGUCCUCAGGGCCAAAUCAUGAUGCCUUACUUCUGCAAGUAGACCCGCUGACUUCAGUGCCCCUGCUUGCAUGAGUAAGAAGAGUUUUAAGUCUUUCAGUCAUCAUGGGUGACAUUUGCUAGCAGUGCAGAGAGCCAAAGAUAGGUCCUUCUGCACCAUGUCAGCAGGGCAGGAGGAGUCCAGAGAGGCACCAUGGGCAGAGCCAUCAUGCCAAGGGGGGAGGUCUUGGCUCCAGCCUCGGGCAGCUGAGCAGGAAACACUGGAUGGGUAGGCCAGGGAAGGGAGCCCCAUGUCUACAUGGAUUCAUUGGCCAAAAAGCCCAUGUGGGAGGGCUUCAGCUGCUCUUCAGGCAGGCAGGCCUCCAUCCAGGAGUGCACUCAAGUGUGCAUUUAUAUAAUCUUCCAGAAGAAGCAGUGUGGGGGCUGAUGGUGGGAACUGCAGCUGCCCAAAGGGCUCGUGGGAGCAGCCAUGGUCUCAGCUUGGCUGGUGGUGUGUCUCCUCUCCUUUCGCAUCUUGGUGCUUCGCUGGGGACGCAGAAGCAGGCAGGCCGUGGGCAGGUCGAACAGAUCUUACCUUUCCUCCAGAGGAAUUUUUGUAGCAUGGAAAAGCACAUCCUUAAGCUUUAAAAUAAGAAUGCAGAUGUAUGAAAAUGACAUGCUGUUAAUCAUUGUGGUUUUGUUUUAUUAUUUUUUAUUCUAAUGUGAAUAUAUACGGUAACUAAAGCAUGUAUUCAUCUUCGUCAGGGGCCUGGUCUGAAGUUUUUGGAAGGCAAUGAAAAAUGUUUUCAUAAGCUUCUGUGGGUUCUGAAUCAGGCUCAGGACAAAACAAGAUCACUGUAAAGGACAAAAAAACACCUGCAAGGAAAAAGAAUAGAUAGGUAGUGCAUCCCAGUCUGUUUCUGUCUUCGUUGUUAACUGGUUCUGUGAAAAGCCUUUGAGGAAUGUUUUUUUUCUGUGCACCAUAAGCAUGGCAUAGGUAUCCUCACUAUUGUUUUGCACUAUAUUGAAUGCAGUGUGCAAGGUAUUCUGUGGAACCUUGAGUCUGAGCUCUGUUGGUAAGCACUGCAGUCCAUGCUGCAAGCCAGAGCCAAGGGCUGCAGGGAAAAGUACAGGGAAGGGGAAGAGCAAGUGUUCAAGGGGUGCACUGUGCAGCUGUACUGAGUCACCGAUUCUCUGCAAACAGAAACAGCCCAUUAGCAGUUGGCUGUCCCCACGUGCUCCCAAGCAAAAAGAGUGUUUAAGGCAAGUGCUUUAAAGUGGAGAUUAUCACAAGCAGAACAGGGAGCUGUAUUUUCCCCUGGCACAACUUCCCUUGACAUUCAGGGGAUCUCCACGUGAGCAGGGACCCAGAUAGGCCAGAGUUCUCCUCUCUGCUCUGCUUGUUUAUCUGUUUGCUGGGUUCCAGCAUGAGCAAUCUGUUUCCCACCUCUUCACACGUAAAACUAAGGUGAUGAUGAUGACAAUAACAGUAGCUGCUUUGCGUGAAUUUAUGCAACUGUUUGGAAAAUUUGAAGGACCGUGUAUCAUUGUCAUGUUAAUGGAGAGCAUAUGCGUGGCUCUGAAGGGCUUGUUUCUGGCUUAAUGUUUGGUCUGUGAAGCUCAGACUAUAUUUGGAGGCAAGCUAGAGAGUAUUUCAGAGCAAUAAGUUGUUAAUGUGAUCUGGUCUUGUAACUGAAAUGACUGUGGUAUUCCGCCAGUACCUGUUACUUUUAUUAUUUUAUUUUUUUUUCCUCCUUUGCAUUUGUUGUGUUACUGAGCCUCUGAAUCCCAUGGCUUCGCAGCACAGUUGACAUGAAAACUGUGUAUGUUGUUACAGUGAUGCACGUUUUGGAGUGUUUGGUACUUCUAAUAGGAGACUUCCCACUCUUCAGUGGGAGUAGAGGAUGUACAUAAAAGCUGUGGUUUGGGGCAAAGUAAGAUUGUUCUAUUCUAGUCUUCCAGAUACCAAGUAACUUAUUAUUAAGUUUUACUUUUUCUUUCUCCCAGUGAAAAUAGGUGUCAUUCCCUCCAGAUUAAGGUAGUUACAACCUCAUGUUUUCUGCAGGUACAUAUGCACAAUAUAAAGACUCAUUGCACGGUACAGUGUUUUUAAAAUAGAUACUUAAAUAGUAGUUUUACUCCUACUGUAAAAUAAGGGUCAGUUUAUUAUGUGGCCCUCAAGCAAGCAGGUUAACUGCUCUAAGUAGACAGUACACAAAGCCCCUAAAAGCAUCUGGGGCUGGAUCUUUAGCUGCUGUAAAUAACGCAUUGCUCCACUGAUCCCCAAACUGAGGAUUUUACGUGGUGUUUAGGAGGUAUGGAUGCUCAUCACCCACACACAUAAAUGGCAGUGAGUGUCCAAGCUCCACAGACAGUCCUUAUUAACACAUUCUGUUGUUUAAAUGGAAGGUAUGUCUAUCUGGCAUAUGUAUUCCUUCUCUUCCCUUACUCCCUCCCUCUCUGUUACAAACGAGAAUAAAGAAUCAUUUCAGCUUUAUACAUGUUUGCAAUUUGUAAGUCCACUGGAAAUCUUACAGGAAACAUUGCCAAUUUCUACUACUUACCUGGUCCCAGAUUCAGCUUUGAAAAAGACGCUUAAAGUUUAAGCAAAUGCUACAAAACAUGGUGUUAGAAAACCCUUUGCUCUUUACUACUUCUAAUUAAAGCUGCCUCUGUUUCACCCAGAGUUUUGCAGAGAGCCAGAAAUAACUUAAAUUGGGCGCUCUUUCUGGACUAUUUGCAGCAUUAUUCCUGUGGUCUUACCUAAAAGGACAUUUCAGCCACAUAAAUCACAGACAGCUAUUGGCCAAGUCCUCAGCUGGGCUAAACUAGCACAGUUCCUUUGACUUUAAUGUUCUUUCACACCAGCUGAGAAUAUGGUCCAUUCAUUUCACUGGGGUUGGAUCAGGGAUGGAUUUGACCCAGUAUAUGGUGGCAGUAUGAACCAGUGCACAAGACUGACACUCAGUUAUAACUGAAUGAUCAUGGUCUAUCAAAGCAAUAUACCUCUUUCAUUUACUGCUUUACCCUACGUGUGGAUUCAGGAAGGUGCAUUCAGAAAGGUACUUCACCCAAAAAUAAGGCUGGAACCAUCUUUAUUGUUAUUACUGUCAGUCCCAGAUUAAUUAAAAUAAUGGACAGAUUCUUACUUCAAAUCCUGCAAAUUCACCUCAAUAACUGUUUUCAGUUAAAUAAAGCAGGGCAGAAUUUGGCCAGUGUGCACAGGAACCAGUGCCUGUGCAUCUUAGCAAGGGCAGAUGAACAACCAGGAAGGUGCAUCCCUCCAUUUUCAUAUGAAAUAUGUGUGCAGGACUCCGGGGCAUGAGUGCUUGUGAUCGAGAAGCAUCUCAUAAAGAAUAGUAAUUUCAUAACUCUGGAAACAAAGGUAAUGGCAUUUUGCAAGCAAGGAGACCUGAAGUUUUUCUGUAUCUCCUAGCAGUUAUUGUCUUGAAGGAUAUUUUAUACCUUACUUGUAUGUUUCAUAUAGUUUAAAAGUAGCUUCUUAAAUUUCUGAACUCAAGGAAGGGGUGAAUCUUCUGACUUUCAGGAUUCACAUUCAGAGGAUGUUUGUUCUUCUGCUGCAUGUGCUGUUUGUCCAGAACUAACUAGUUAUUUCUGCGAUAUGGGUUUAUUGUGCCUUACAACAAAUAUAAAAUUUAAGCGGAAUGUACGCAUUAGAGGAGGGAAUAAUCAGAAGACUUUACUGCAGUUAGGUGAUGCCACCCCAGAGUGUGUCAUCAAACAUAUCUGUGCUUAAUUACCCAACCAAAGAGAUCUAAAGUAUGUAUGUUUGUUGUACUGUAAUAGGGGUUUGUGCCUGGACAAUUAAGUGUUUUAUUUGUAUUCUGAGAUGAUGUGAACUUAUUUUUCUAAACACUAUACUGAAUAAACUUUAUAUUUAUACACA